UAAGUUGGCACUGGCAGCGUUACAAAAUCUUGGACUUUCGAUGACAAAAUUUUACUGUUUUUGAGUUCCGACAAACAUCCAACUUCUCCCUCACUUUCUCUCUCUUCCUUUUCCUAAUAAUUUCGGGGGAGAUAAUGCAACAAUCUCACGAACUUUGUGUUACAGUUUCCGAGCAGGAUUCCGAGCAGGUUAACUCCUCCGAUGUGCAAACAGUUAGUGAAGGACAGUCAACUUUAGAUUCAAAAAGGGAAAUCCCUAAACUUUCUCUUCAGAUUCCUACAAAGCCUGUGAUAUUUACCAAUAUCCAAGGUGGUGAAGGUUUACUCCGGUCUCAAGUUUCAUCAAAAUGUGGUGCAUCGUCUUCAGGAGGUUUUCUACGUGGAUUAAGCUUUAAGAAGAAAACUAAUCCACCUCAUGGUGAAAAAAGUCGACUCUUAAAUUCAAAUCAACAAGCCGUCGCAGAAAGUCCAGCUUUGUCCCGGGUUAUGUGGGGGACAAGAUGUUCUUCCCUUCCAGGACCUGCAUUUGAAUCACCCCGUUCAGUUGCUACGCCUGCUUCUGCAAGAACUGCAAGUGAAAACCAGAGAUCAUAUAAAGGAGUCGUUAACAAAAACAUUUCAAGGUCCUUAUCUGUACCUGGCAGAAAUAUUGUUAUUGUCAGGUCCCCGUCAUUCGCGGCCAGUAAGGUGCAGAAUCUGUCGGAUGUUCAUGAUGACCAAAUAACACCUGGUUCACCUAGUUGUGAUAAUGAUGAAGAGAUUCCUGAAGACGAAGCAAUUUGCAGGAUCUGCUUUGAGGCUUGUGAAGAAGGAAAUACUCUUAAGAUGGAAUGUAGUUGUAAAGGUGCCCUUCAGUUAAUACAUGAAGAUUGCGCGAUUAAGUGGUUUAGCAUUAGGAAAAAUAAGAAUUGCGAGGUAUGUGGGCAGGAGGUUCUAAAUUUACCAGUGACCUUGCUUAGAUUUUCCUCUGAUGCGCAGAGGAACAAUGGGCAGGACCAAAGUCACCAAGCUCUAACUUCUCGAUCUAUUAGCGCUUGGCAAGAUUUUGCGGUGCUGGCCUUAAUUAGCACUAUAUGCUAUUUUUUCUUUCUUGAGCAGCUACUGAUCCAAGACUUGAAGACUCGAGCAAUUGUGAUAGCAGCACCAUUUGCAUUUACGUUAGGCCUUGUAGCAUCAAUGCUGGCUGUCUUCAUAGCAAUUAGAGAGUAUAUAUGGACGUAUGCAGCUGUAGAGUUUGCAUUUGUAGCCGUUAUCCUUUGUAUAUUUUACAAUGUGCUUCAUCUAAAUGCAGUCUAUGCUGUGCUUCUUUCAUCAGUGUUGGGAUUUUCAUUCGCCUUGAGUCUUAACGCUUUGUACAUUCGUUUUUUUUAUUGGAGGGUUCGUGCUCCUGAGAACUCCACCAGUGUAUGAAUUAUGAGAUUGAGUAUCUGUGUAUAUUGAUUAAAUGUAAAGUUUUACUGAAAACAGAAAAUAUGCAAGCUGCCCCCCAUGCCUCGAGCUGAUUUAUUAUAAAUUUUUCCAGAUUAAACUUGUAUUUUUUACAAGUAGAAAACUAGAAAUUUUAAUUUUAAAAAGACUUCACAUA
Spinacia oleracea (spinach) is the source of this 1584-nucleotide messenger RNA. RefSeq lists its product as uncharacterized. Gene Ontology annotation, molecular function: zinc ion binding. Lineage: Eukaryota; Viridiplantae; Streptophyta; Magnoliopsida; Caryophyllales; Amaranthaceae. The transcript has 8 exons. The record is from RefSeq and is a predicted model, not a curated record. The coding region runs from base 135 to 1409 and encodes 424 amino acids.